AUGUCAUCAGUGCCUAUAUUAACCAUUCCAGAAUCAUCAUUUGAUCCAUCAGUAUACAACUUGCGAAACCCAAACUCAAAAUCACAACUACUAAUAUAUUUAAUAAAAUUAACUCAUGGAGCAUCAUUAUCAUUAAUUAUUACAUACGCAAUAGGAUUAUUCAUACUAAAACCUUUAUUAGAAACAAAAAAUGAAAGAAGAUUAGAGUUGUUAGAAUGUAUAAGAAACAAUCUAAGAGAUUUUUACUUAAAAGCUAUUACAAAAAUAAGUUAUAUCCCUAUAGUGGCAAUAAGAAGAUCAAAUAAAUUAUAUUCAGACGCUAUAUGCCAAACAGAAUCAUCAUCAAAAGAUAAAGAAUUAAAUGAUAAAUUAUCUCAAACUGAAUUACAUCUCAAAUUGAAAAAAAUGUCAAUAUUAUUAAAUGAAAACGUACGUACUUAUAAAAUGCAAGAUAUGUCAAAUUAUAAAAGUAUCAAUUAUGCAAUCAAGGAUUUACAAAAUAAAUCUGACUUAGUUUAUUUUGAUGAUACUGAGGUUUUCAUGAUUGAUAAUGGAUAUGAUAAAUUGGGAAAUAAAAUAAAAAGGAAAAAUAUUGUUGUUGAUACAAAAAAUGAAAUUAGAAGUAUAAAAGGUUUGUAUAUGAGUGGACAAGUUUAG
This is a messenger RNA of Lodderomyces jiufengensis, 657 nucleotides long. RefSeq names its product Pex17p (gene PEX17). The transcript has a single exon. Bases 1 to 657 code for a protein of 218 amino acids. Lineage: Eukaryota; Fungi; Ascomycota; Pichiomycetes; Serinales; Debaryomycetaceae. The record is from RefSeq and is a predicted model, not a curated record.